AUGAGUUCUUCAAGUUCUACAUCAUCAUCAAAUGAAUCAGCAGCUUUAUCUUUAUCGUCAUCAUCAACCAUUCGCCAAAGAUCAAAUACAAAUAUAGUCACCGGCGAAGAACUUGUUGAAUCAGUGUUAUCAUAUGUAAAAGAAUUGAAAGUUGCUAAAAAUUUCAAAUUGAAAAUUGAACGUCAAUUAAGAAACAUAAAUUUUCAAGAAAAUGAAGCUGAUAAUACAACGACUGCUGAACCUGAUGAUACAACAACUGUUGAAUCCGACAAUGAUACAGCUGUUGAACGUGAUCAAACAUGUGAUUCUAAUUGUCGAUCGCGUACAAUAAACUAUGCAUGGACUUCUGUAACUGGUGGCGUGAUCUUAUUCGUAUUGACAUAUUGGCUUACUCGGUGGUUUAUCAAAUUGUGGAAAUCCACAUCAAAUUCAACUUCAAAUAGUUUUUUACCAUAG
Molecule: messenger RNA, 456 nt
Organism: Rotaria sp. Silwood2
Lineage: Eukaryota; Metazoa; Rotifera; Eurotatoria; Philodinida; Philodinidae
Source: the annotation of a GenBank genome assembly